GAUUUGUGUCAUGUCCCGAACUCUUGCUUGUAUUACCCAUAGCUUGUGUAUUUUUUAGUUGUUUCAAUUAUUACGAAUAUUAAAAAGUUUGAUGGUAGAAUUAGUAAUUAAAUUAUUUAUAGUAUUGUGAUGAUAAGUGCUGUGAAUAAGUAUAGUAUUCAGGGCUGGGAAACUAAGGCGGCACCGUGGAGUCACGAAAACGAAGGUACAAGAGCGGGGUGCGCUCAGUGAGGGGCGGGGGCGGGGGCGGCGGCGGCGGCGGCGCAGAAGAGGCGCGGCGCGGCGGCCUCAAGGCGCUGCCCAAGCGCGCCCGCACUCGCUGUAGGGGCAUGAACAUGGGGCAAAAGCUUUCCGGCGGAGUAAAGUCGGUGUCGCGCGAGUGCACGGCGCCCUUCAAGGCGGUAGUUGCGCGCGAGCUGGCGCCCGAGCCGCCGCGACCCGCGCGUCUGGACGCGCUUCUCGACGCGCCUCCUGCGCACCCCGAGCUACAGCUCAAACACGCGUGGAACCCAGACGACAGAUCACUAAAUAUAUUUGUAAAAGAAGAGGAUGCUUUAACGUUUCACCGACACCCAGUUGCCCAAAGCACGGACUGCAUCAGAGGGCGGGUGGGUUACUCUCGGGGCUUGCACUGUUGGGAAGUAGUAUGGCCGGCGCGACAGCGGGGGACGCAUGCGGUAGUAGGCGUGGCCACGGCGCAUGCGCCAUUACAUUCUGUCGGCUACCAAAGUCUAGUAGGCGCUACGGACCAGAGUUGGGGCUGGGAUUUGGGAAGAAAUAAGAUUUACCAUAAUGUAAAGGGCACAGUGGGUAGCGGCACGACGUAUCCCGCGCUACUAAGGCCCGACGAGCAGUUCCUAGUCCCUGACAGACUACUGGUAGUGCUAGACAUGGACGAGGGCACGCUGGCGUUCUGCGCAGACGGGCGAUACCUAGGCGUCGCGGCGCGUGGCCUUCGUGGCAAGACGUUAUACCCCAUCGUGUCCGCUGUAUGGGGACACGCCGAGAUAACUAUGAAGUACAUCGGAGGAUUAGAUCCGGAGCCGCUCCCGCUGAUGGAGCUGUGCCGGCGCGUGAUCCGGCAGCGCGUGGGGCGGUCGCGGCUGCGCGUGGUGGCGUCCCGGCUGGCGCUGCCGCCGGCGCUGACGGCCUACCUGCUGUACCGCGCGCCCUAGCCCCGCGCCCCGCGCCCCGACCCCGCCGCCCCCACCACACAUUAGAAUUCCCUCUACAAUGCUUCACGUACUUAACCCGACGAGGUGGACUGCGACGGCGCCCCGAGUUCACACAGAGAUCGUGACGUUUCAUCCAGGGCAGGUCGGCCGACUUUCCUAUGCACUGUAGCACUAGAGCAUCGCCGGCAGGAACCGUGAUUCGACCGAAGAAAGAUUCCUAACCGAUGACUAGUCCUCGUCUGCCCGAGUGCCGCCGCAGUAACUUUGUGACUUGAAUACUUUACGGUUGGCGGCAACUAUGACUUCCAAGCACACGAGUACGAGGGGUACAAACAAAAUAGACAAAGAUAAUGUUGUAGCAGGUCAAAUCUGUAAUUAAGAAUAAACGAUAUUGUCCGACAUGAAGUGUCCACAAAAGCGAUGAACUUUUUAGAUGAACUCAAGGAUUAAUUCUGACAUAUUAGAAUUUAGUGACGAAGUGUCGCGGUGAGCGUCGAGUGUCGAGUGUGCAACAAACAUUUCAAACGUCUGUGCGGUUUGCGUUGAUGGAAGUAAUCGUUUCUAACAUACAACUAUUGAGUUCACGCAACUCGAUGCCGAUCGCGAUAACGGCACUGAAUACAAAAAUAUGUAAUUUAUUAUAAGCACACAAAAACCUGUAAUCUUUAGAUUUAGUUGAAAUUGUUUUAACACACCCUGCAGUAAUUCCAACAUGAUUACCCCUUCUUUUAUUUUAAUGUUAUCUGUGAUAAUUUUACUUUAAUGACAAAUUGAAAUCAGCAAACAAUUCUCUGAAUUCAAUGCAUUAAUUACUCUUUCACAUAAUUGUAUUCAUGCGUUGUAUGUCGAUUUUGGAACCUCAAUUAAUAGUGGUGAUGGGAUGUGAACUGUGACCCAUUCUGUUCUGUAAAGUUUAUGGUAAAAGACCAUGGUACUAUUCUGUUACCGACAAAUAUGGACAAUUUAUAUACGAUAGAUAUUUAUAAGUAAAAUGUGGCAUUAAAUAAUGCCAAAACCUGUGUUAAUAACAUUGUUCAACUCUUAAUGCAAGCCACAUGAAUAAAGCCAUAUUGAUCUCUUUUGAGUACGUUCUCUGCUCUGAAUUUUCUGUCCAUAGCAGAGAAUCGUAUUUGACUUGUUAUUAAAUAAUUUAGAAUGAACAACUUCAAAUUAAAAAUAACUCACGAGCCUCGGCAAUUACUGAUAAAGAUGUUAGAGAUGUCAUUGUUGUCAUAACAAUAGCAUUCGACGGGCCGUGCCUCGACGCGGCCCGUGUAAGGCCAGUGUAUCGUUGGCAAUCUAUUUUAUAGCUCAUUAAGCGACUGGUUUACUUUAGUUUAAUGUUUUAAUUCCUAUUGUAAAAAUUGUGUGAGUGUGUGUAUAUAUUAUACGACGCAUCGCAACCAUAACAAAUGUGUCAGAUAUUUAGCUAUAAUAUUUUGGAGCAAUUUUAUUUUAUUUCAUUUCUAGGUUAUUUAGACUGCGUAUUUUGCGAAUCGUGUCUCCACAAUGUCUUCUUUUGCGACUAUAGGACUUAUAGAUGAUAGGUAAUUCCAUGAAUUCAUGAAAAUAGUAUUUUUCAAAGCACUUUAAACAAAUUUGUCAGCCAUUUUGAUCCAAUUAGUUAUAUUGUAACCUUUAUAAAAGAUGUGUAAGUACUUCCAUUUUAAUAAGAGUUUUUCAUAAAUGUAGAAUGUACGGCAAGGUAGACAGCCCGAGUGGAGCUCACUUAUAACAAUGUUAAUAUUCACAUUUUAUCUCCCUAAAUAAUAAUAUUGUACAUUUUAUGAUAAAAAAUAUUCUUACGCAGCAUUUCGGUAUGCUGCACUUUAGUAUUGAUUGCAAGAGUUUUAUGUGAAUAUUGACUAAUCGUGAGAAUGACUAAGAUAAACUGCCAAAUGCGAGGUGUGUGAAUGUGCAAUGUUAGCAAGAGAUAUAGGGUGUACUACGCCAUAUCGAAUGCCAAAUAAUCGAAUAGCAAUUGAUCGAACACAACGAAAAUCCAGACAUUGGUAUAAUCGUACACUCACAUUGAGUGUUUAAAAUAUCAGACGUAAGACAGAACAAGCGUA
Molecule: messenger RNA, 3247 nt
Organism: Spodoptera exigua (beet armyworm)
Lineage: Eukaryota; Metazoa; Arthropoda; Insecta; Lepidoptera; Noctuidae
Source: the annotation of a GenBank genome assembly